GUGUACAUAGUCGAUCAAAUAAAGCUGAGAAAAGAAGAAAGCAAGCUGUUCUGAACCACUUCGACUUCCUGCGUAAGUGAAGCAAGCAAAAAAGUCUGCACAGCUGGCAUCGUCACCAUGUCCGCCUCCCCUUCCGCAUUGCAAUCGACCAAGCGUCCGUUGGAGGAUCCCUCCUCGCCGUCCGGUCCCAAUGACCAGCCGGAAGCCAAGCGUCCUGCGUUGGACAAAGUAGUAAAGGGCGACGAGUCCGAGGCGUAUGCCGAUGUGAAGACGGAUGCGCCGGCUGCGACGGCUGAUGGUCAGGGCGACACUGUUGUCCCGGAUGCUCCCAGCUCCAAGGGCGUGCACGUGGAGACACAGCCCAUCCAGUCGACAGCUUCGCACGGCGAGUCGGCGAAUCAAUCCGACCAACACCGUCCCCAGGAUGAGUCUAGCUGGAUUCACAUUCGAGCUGUAAUCUCUAGCCAGGAGGCUGCCACCGUGAUCGGUAAAGGUGGGGAGAACGUAUCCCAGAUCCGUCGUCUGUCCGGCGCCAAGUGCACCGUCAGCGACUACUCUCGGGGUGCCGUCGAGCGUAUCUUGACCGUCAGCGGCCCUCAGGAUGCUGCGGCGAAGGCCUUCGGUCUGAUUAUUCGUACCCUGAACAACGAACCCCUUGAUGCCCCUUCCACUGCCCAAUCCAAGACAUACCCCUUGCGUUUGUUGAUCCCCCAUAUCCUCAUUGGUUCGAUCAUUGGCAAGGGUGGAAGCCGCAUCCGCGAGAUCCAGGAGGCCUCUGGUGCGCGCCUCAACGCUUCCGAUGCCUGCCUGCCCCUGUCUACUGAGCGGUCCCUUGUAAUUCUUGGCGUUGCCGACGCUGUGCACAUUGCUACCUACUAUGUUGCAGUGACUCUUGUUGAGCAGCUGACUGAGCGCUUUGGCGGACCCGCGGCCUCGGCAUAUGCCACCCGGAGCGGCGGUCCAGCCGGUGCUGUGCCAGGAGGCAUGCAGGUUGUGCCGUACGUGCCUCAGCCGGCCGGUGGUCAGUACGGCCACCCCGACACCUUCAAGCGUCACCACCCUCACCCCAACCGGGGCGCGGCCGGCGGCUAUGGCGUUCCCUACCUCCAGGGCGGCCCGGCCGCUCCCACCCCUGUAGCCCAACCCUCGAUGCACUAUGGUACCACUCCUCACACCCCGUACGCUGGCGCUGGCCCGCACCAGCCCGCGCCCUACGGUGCGCCACAGGCGGCUGCUGCUCAGGCUCGGGGUGGCCCGACGCCUGCCGCGCCCGUCGGUGGUGUCAUGCCCGGUCAGCCGCUGACACAGCAGAUCUACAUCCCCAACGAUAUGGUUGGCGCCAUCAUCGGAAAGGGUGGUGCGAAAAUCAACGAGAUCCGGCACCUGAGUGGGAGUGUGAUCAAGAUCAACGAGCCCCAGGAGAACAGCAACGAACGGUUGGUGACUAUUACCGGCACACAGGAGUGCAAUCAGAUGGCACUGUACAUGCUGUACUCAAGACUGGAAAGCGAAAAGCAUCGUAUCUAAGGAGCGAGUGCAUUCGUUCCGUCGAUGUCACCACCGCAUAUUGGUUUGCGCUUUGCUGUUACCACUGUGGACUUAAAAUCUCGGUCUAUUCGGUGGCUCUGAUGGUUGGUUUGGGUUUCGGGGUAUAUGCGUGU
This is a messenger RNA of Aspergillus sclerotioniger CBS 115572, 1661 nucleotides long. RefSeq names its product telomere maintenance protein PBP2. The transcript is spliced from 3 exons. Gene Ontology annotation, cellular component: nucleus; cytoplasm. Gene Ontology annotation, biological process: regulation of gene expression; regulation of RNA metabolic process. The record is from RefSeq and is a predicted model, not a curated record. Lineage: Eukaryota; Fungi; Ascomycota; Eurotiomycetes; Eurotiales; Aspergillaceae. Bases 118 to 1527 code for a protein of 469 amino acids. Gene Ontology annotation, molecular function: mRNA binding.